Messenger RNA from Cornus florida, 909 nucleotides. RefSeq lists its product as uncharacterized. The record is from RefSeq and is a predicted model, not a curated record. The coding region runs from base 1 to 909 and encodes 302 amino acids. Lineage: Eukaryota; Viridiplantae; Streptophyta; Magnoliopsida; Cornales; Cornaceae. The transcript has a single exon.
AUGCGAGAGGAGGCACCAGUGUUUGAUUUAAAUAGGGGACGACAUAGGCGCGAUAAGCCUCCAGAGUUUGGUCAUCACAGGAUCGCAUCACCAUGGCAGACUGAGUUUGCAGGGGACAUGACAUCUGAUCCACCCUAUCAGCCUUCAAUGGCAACGAUUGAUUACAGGAGUACAGAGAGGAGAUCUUCAGAUGAUAGAGUUCCAUCACGAUUCUCAAGGGAGAAUGAAGCACUCCGUUCAUCGGCUAGAACAGUUGCAUCUCCUUUCACUGAUGAAAUCCUAAACUCGCCAAAUCUAAGGAAAUUCUCCAUGCCGGUCUUCAUUCUGUUUGAUGGAACCACCGACCUGAUUGAUCACAUCUACCACAUUCAGUUGAAAAUGGCUCUGAACACAAACAAUGAUCCUCUGAUGUGUAAGUGUUUCCCAAUAAGUUUGGCUGGUCCAGCCCUCAAUUGGUUUAAGAACCUGGCCCAAGGUUCAAUUGUAAGUUUCCAAGACUUAUGCGACAAGUUCAUAAGCCAGUACUAUGGGAAUAAACGCCCGACUAAGGACGUUUCAAGCCUCUUUACAAUGAAACAGCAUGAAGACGAACGACUCCAAGCUUUCCUCACCAGGUUCAAUCUUGUCAAGAGCAUGGUAAUGGAAUGCCAUCCGUCCACGGCAGUUCAAGCAUUCAAACUCGCGAUGAACCGAUGGACACCGUUCCACACAAGCCUUGUGGUGAAUACGCCAAAGACCAUAGACGAGCUGAACGAAAGGGUUUGGAAGAAGAAGAGGCAACUAACGCAAGAAAGACAUCAAUUAUCUCAACAGAGGAGAAGUCCAAAACCAAGAUCCGGUAGAAACAAGCUCAGCCACAAUGACAGACCUCCUAGAAGGCCGAGAAGAGGCCCAGGGAGGAAGAGUUAA